UUUUGCAGUAAUAAAGGGGCUGCGAAACGCAACCGCAAGCUUCAUUCGUCUGCUAGUAUUAUCUGGCUGUAGGUGCGUUCUACAGCAUGGCCAAGGUGGUCGUUUUAGUCGUUGCACUCCUCUGCAGCAUCGUCGGCGAUGUCAGGGGAGCGGAUUUGAAAGAUGUGCUCGGGACACUUACGGAAGGUCCGUUGGCGAGACUUUUCGAUUCGUUCAUUGACCCACCACCGCGAACGGCCGGGUUCGAAACACUUGUGCCGCAGAGAGACAUUCGACUGCACUGUACGAAAACAUCGCAGCCUCGGUUUCGGGAAGUGUUCUUUGGUGAUAUCAACGUAAAGGACAAGAUUGACUUCUCGCUGCCACUGACGAUCGCCAUCCAUGGCUGGAGGGAUAGUAGCAAUCUCACCUUGUAUAAUACGCUGACUGCUAGCUAUCUGCGCUAUGUGAAGAACAUCAACUACUGUCUGCUGGACUGGAGACCGUACGCCGAGUUCGGGUAUCAGAUUACGGCUCGAAAGAGUGCUCCGCAGGUGGCCAGCUAUCUGUUCGGAUUCCUGCAGGGUAUUAGCCUGCUGUACUAUCCACUGGAAAGUGUGUCCCUGAUAGGGUUCAGCAUGGGUGGUCAGAUUUCCGGCCUGACAGGCAAGCUGUUGCCCGGAAGGGUCGGAACGAUUUACGCGCUGGAUCCGGCAGGACCUCUGUUUUCCCAUCCCUUCGAUAUUGGACCGACGCGACGGUUGGCCGAAACCGAUGCGAAGUACGUACAGGUGAUCUACACGUCACGCUACACGGUAGGCUUCGGGAAGCUUGUGGGCACGCAAAACUUCCUCCCGAACGAGGGUUACCAUCCACAAGCACCCUGCAAGGCGAAGGAGGACGGACUAGGUGAGCUGUCCAUUGCACUGCGCUGUAGUCAUCAGUUCGCUGUGAAACUGUUCACCGACAGUCUGAACCCGGCCAAUUCCAUUGUGGGACAGAAGUGUACCUCAGUACUUGGAGCAAGGGUAUGCCUAUUCCAGCCCAAGGACCGAUUAGGUAUUUACGCGAAAAGAACUCCGGGCAAUUUUUACAUAUAAACGAAAGCUCAACUGAGGUAAAGCCACAUCAUCACACCAACUCAUUUUGCGAAGAUGAAUUCACAAGUUCGGACAUAAAACUCCUCAUCAUAUGUAA
Molecule: messenger RNA, 1176 nt
Organism: Anopheles stephensi (Asian malaria mosquito)
Lineage: Eukaryota; Metazoa; Arthropoda; Insecta; Diptera; Culicidae
Product: lipase member H-like
Exons: 2
Coding region: 87-1079 (330 amino acids)
Molecular function (GO): lipase activity
Source: RefSeq, a predicted model, not a curated record